AUGUCUCAAAUGAAAUCCGUCGCCUACUUUGUCAACUGGGCAAUUUACGGCCGCAACUAUAAUCCACAGGAUUUGCCGGCAGAGAAGCUCACGCAUAUUCUCUAUGCGUUCGCCAAUGUCCGGCCUGAGUCUGGCGAAGUGUACUUGACCGACUCUUGGUCCGAUAUCGAGAAGCACUAUGACGGGGACUCCUGGAAUGACGUUGGUACCAAUGUUUAUGGAUGCGCCAAGCAGCUUUAUCUGCUCAAGAAGCGGAACCGCAAGCUGAAGAACUUGCUGUCUAUCGGGGGUUGGACCUACUCAGCCAAUUUCGCACAGCCUGCAAACUCGGACGCUGGGCGGACUACAUUUGCAGAAACAGCGACGCGCCUUGUUCUGGAUCUUGGAUUUGAUGGCAUUGAUAUAGAUUGGGAGUAUCCUGCUGAUGACACCCAGGCUAUGAACCUUGUUCUUCUACUCCAGAAGUGUCGCGAGGUUCUUGAUAAUGCAGCUGGUCCUGAUCGUCAUUUCUAUUUGACUAUCGCCUGUCCUGCAGGACCCAACAACUAUGAAAAGCUCAGACUGCAGGAGAUGACUCCGUUCUUGGACUUCUAUAAUCUAAUGGCCUAUGAUUUCGCCGGAAGCUGGGACCAGAAUGCUGGCCACCAAGCGAACAUCGUCAAGUCGAACUCCAACCCAGCAGCCACUCCAUUCUCAGCCGAUGCUGCUAUCAACUACUACAUCAACGUUGGUGGUGUGCCCCCUUCGAAGAUCGUGAUGGGAAUGCCAUUGUAUGGACGUGCAUUCACCAACACUGCUGGACCUGGCGCUCCAUUUUCGGGAGUUGGCGAAGGCAGCUGGGAGAACGGUGUCUGGGAUUACAAGGCACUGCCCAGGCCAGGGGCCCAGGAGCAGUUUGAUGCAGAGUCAGGAGCGUCGUGGUGCUACGAUGGCGCUUCGCAGACCAUGGUCUCAUACGAUACCAUUCACAUGGCACAGGUGAAGGCCAACUACAUCCAGCAGCGCGGCCUGGGUGGUGGUAUGUGGUGGGAGAGCAGCGGCGACAAGGGUGGCCCGACAGCAAAUGCAUCUGAUGGAAGUCUGAUCGGUGUCUUCGUCGACGCUGUGGGUGGACCAGGAGCCUUGGACCAGUCGGCAAAUGCUCUUAAAUAUCCUGAGAGCAGGUACAGCAACAUCCAAGCUGGUCUCCCUGAUCAGUAG
Molecule: messenger RNA, 1200 nt
Organism: Penicillium nucicola
Lineage: Eukaryota; Fungi; Ascomycota; Eurotiomycetes; Eurotiales; Aspergillaceae
Product: glycoside hydrolase family 18 protein
Exons: 6
Coding region: 1-1200 (399 amino acids)
Biological process (GO): chitin catabolic process; carbohydrate metabolic process
Cellular component (GO): extracellular region
Molecular function (GO): chitin binding; chitinase activity
Source: RefSeq, a predicted model, not a curated record